AUGACCCACUGCUGCUCCUCUUGCUGUCAGCCUACGUGCUGCAGGACCACCUGUCACAGGACCACCUGCUGGAAGCCCACCACUGUGACCACCUGCAGCAGCACACCCUGCUGCCAGCCCUCCUGCUGUGUGUCCAGCUGCUGCCAGCCUUGCUGCCACCCAACUUGCUGUCAAAACACCUGCUGUAGAACCACCUGCUGCCAGCCCAUUUGUGUGACCAGCUGCUGCCAGCCUUCCUGCUGCAGCACACCCUGCUGCCAGCCCACCUGCUGUGGGUCCAGCUGCUGUGGCCAAACCAGCUGUGGCCAAACCAGCUCCUGUGCACCUGUCUACUGCAGGAGAACCUGCUACCACCCUACAUGCAUCUGCCUGUCUGGUUGCCUAAACCAGAGCUGUGGAUCCAGCUGCUGCCAGCCCUGCUGCCGCCCAGCCUGCUGUGUGUCCACCUGCUGCCAGCCUUCUUGUUGCUGA
Molecule: messenger RNA, 471 nt
Organism: Cercocebus atys (sooty mangabey)
Lineage: Eukaryota; Metazoa; Chordata; Mammalia; Primates; Cercopithecidae
Product: keratin-associated protein 9-2
Exons: 1
Coding region: 1-471 (156 amino acids)
Cellular component (GO): keratin filament
Source: RefSeq, a predicted model, not a curated record